Messenger RNA from Vicia villosa (hairy vetch), 1461 nucleotides. RefSeq lists its product as uncharacterized. NCBI's taxonomy places the organism in Eukaryota, Viridiplantae, Streptophyta, Magnoliopsida, Fabales, Fabaceae. The coding region runs from base 1 to 1461 and encodes 486 amino acids. The record is from RefSeq and is a predicted model, not a curated record. The transcript is spliced from 4 exons.
AUGGCGGGUGUUGUUCCAACCGAAAUGUCCGCCAAUAGUCCAAGACGUACCGCCCAAUUUGCACGCAAUGCACAAGGUGGAGCAAAUACGGAGAUGAAGACCGGAAUCCUUCAACUUGUUUAUGCAAAUCCAUUCACCGGAAUGGAUCAUGAGGAUCCUUUCGCACAUCUCACCAAAUUUUAUGAGAUUGCGGGUUCAACGGGAGUCGAUGCAGCGAAUGAAGAAUCAUUGUUCAAGAGACUAUUUCCACACUCAUUAAUUGGGAAAGCCAAAGAAUGGCAACCUCCACCUCACAACAAUCCUUACCAAAGAAACAACCAAGGAUUUCAACCUUCAAGAUUCAACAAUCAACACUAUCAACAUCAAAGUCCUUAUCAAAGUCCAAACCCUCAAGGUCAAGGUCAACAAUCUCAAGGUGGGAGCUCAAAAUUGGAAGACACUCUUACACAAUUCAUGCAAGCAUCCAUGGCUAAUCAAAGGAGUAAUGAAGCAGCCAUAAAGAAUCUAGAAAACCAAGUGGGUCAACUUGCAAAGCAAUUGUCCGAGCAACAAACGGGGGCAUCCUUCUCCGCCAACACCCAAACCAAUCCAAAGGAACAUUGCAAAGCCAUUGUUACAAUAAGUGGGAGGAAGGUGAAUAACGGCGUGAAUGAAGAGGUUAUAGUGGAAGAUGAGGAGGAAUUAAUAGUUGAAGAGGAGGAAGUGACAAUUGAAAAUGAGGUAGAAAAGAGUGAGGAGAAGAUAGAGGAAGAAUUAGUUGAAAAAGAGCAGAAAGAAAAAGAAGAAAGAGAGAAAAAUGACAAAAAAGUGAAGAGGAAUAAAAAGAGAAAUGAGAAUAUGCUCACAAAGAAAAAGAAGUACACGGAUGAAGAGACGGUUGUGCUUGAUGCUCAUUGUAGUGCAAUUAUUCAAAAAACUCCCCCAAGAAAGGAAGUUGAUCCUGGACGAGUCAUUUUACCGAUCACCAUUGGAGGUAACUACAUUAGUAAUGCUUUGGUUGAUUUGGGGUCUAGCAUCAACUUAAUACCUUUAUCCGUUGUCAAGAGAUUGGGGAACAUUGAGAUGAAACAAACCAUGAUAACUUUGCAACUAGCCGAUAAGUCUAUCAUUUCAUCAUAUGGAGUUGUACAAGACAUGUUGCCUCCUAAGGAUGAACAUGACAACUUCCGAAUCGAUGAUGAAAAAGGAGAAAUCAUUGAGGUGGAGAAUCAAUUUCACAAGGACAAGGACAAGGUAAAUCAUGAGGGGAAGACUCAUCACAAAAACUUUAAAGUUGGACAAAUGGUGCUUGUGUGCAAUUCAAGACUCAAGGUGUUUCCUAGCAAGUUAAAGUCAAAGUGGUCGGGGCCAUUUGUUGUGAAAGAGGUGCGAAACUAUGGAUCCAUUGUGGUGGAGGACCCUAAAACACAAGAAAGCUGGACUGUAAAGGAACGAAGACUCAAAGUCUACCACGAUGAAUAA